This is a messenger RNA of Aspergillus japonicus CBS 114.51, 1758 nucleotides long. RefSeq names its product nucleobase:cation symporter-2 family protein. Gene Ontology annotation, biological process: transmembrane transport; xanthine transport. The transcript has 3 exons. NCBI's taxonomy places the organism in Eukaryota, Fungi, Ascomycota, Eurotiomycetes, Eurotiales, Aspergillaceae. Gene Ontology annotation, cellular component: membrane; fungal-type vacuole. Gene Ontology annotation, molecular function: xanthine transmembrane transporter activity. The record is from RefSeq and is a predicted model, not a curated record. The coding region runs from base 1 to 1758 and encodes 585 amino acids.
AUGGACGGACCUGAUCAGAUCGGGCCCGACUUGCGACCGAAACGGUCCUGGCGGGAGAAGACCCGGCGCAUUGUCAAGACAUUCACCACCAGAGAGGGACUGGUGGGUGACUACGAUUAUGCAUACCUUUUCACCCCCAAUCUUCCUUUCAUCAACAGGGGCCGCAAGUCCGCUCCCUUCUUCGGGCUGGAGGACAAAGUACCCGUUCUUUUGGCCCUCCUCUUGGGUUUACAACAUGCGCUGGCAAUGCUGGGUGGAGUUAUCUCACCUCCUAUCCUAAUCGGUGGCACGAGUGGUGCCAACUUCGGCACGAAAGACUACGAAUACCUAGUUUCAACUUCACUUAUCGUCUCCGGUCUACUGUCCGCCGUACAGAUGGCCCGGUUUCACAUCUACAAAACUCGCUUCUAUGUCGGAACUGGAUUGAUCUCUGUUGUUGGCACCUCGUUCGCUACCAUCACGGUGUCGACCGGCACGUUCAACCAAAUGUACACGUCGGGGUACUGCCCGGUAGAUAGCGAUGGGAACCGCCUGCCGUGUCCGAAGGGCUAUGGGGCUCUUCUGGGCACGUCGUGUCUGUGUUCCUUGCUCGAGAUCGGCCUGUCGUUCAUGAGCCCUCGGAUCCUGAAACGCAUUUUCCCACCCUUGGUGACCGGUCCCACGAUCUUGUUGAUUGGAGCCAGUCUGAUUCAGUCGAGUAUGGAGGACUGGGCUGGUGGCUCGGGCACCUGUUUUACGGAUGCAGCCAGCCGUGCACUGUGCCCUAGUGCAGACUCGCCACAUGCUCUUCCUUGGGGCAGCCCCGAGUUCAUUGGACUCGGCUUUUCGGUCUUUGUGACAAUUAUCCUGUGCGAACGAUUUGGCGCUCCAAUGAUGAAGUCCUGCGCUGUGAUCAUCGGCCUGCUCGUUGGCUGCAUUAUUGCUGCCGCUUGCGGAUACUUCGAUCGGUCGAGCAUCGAUGCUGCCCCGGUGGCCUCGUUCAUCUGGGUCCGCACCUUCCCUUUGACCAUCUACGCACCUCUGAUCCUACCCCUGCUGGCCGUGUACAUCGUGGUCAUGAUGGAGUCGAUCGGAGAUAUUACCGCCACCUGUGAUGUAUCACAGGUAGAGGUGGAGGGACCUGCCUUUGACUCCCGCGUCCAGGGUGGUGUUUUGGGUAAUGGAUUCACCUGUCUGCUGGCCGGACUGUGCACGAUCACCCCCAUGUCUGUGUUUGCUCAGAACAACGGUGUCAUUGCUUUGACCAAGUGCGCCAACCGCAAGGCUGGCUACUGCUGCUGUUUCUUCUUGGUCAUCAUGGGCAUUUUUGCCAAGUUUGCCGCCGCCCUCACCUCCAUCCCCAGCGCUGUGCUGGGUGGGAUGACCACGUUCCUCUUCUCCUCCGUGGCCAUCUCUGGGGUCCGCAUCAUCGCGACCGUGCCGUUCACGCGGCGCAACCGCUUUGUCUUGACGGCCUCCUUUUCCAUCGGCAUGGGUGUCACCUUGGUGCCCACCUGGUUCUCCUACUUCUUCACCUACAGCGGCAACAACCGCGGCCUGACUGGUCUGCUCGAUGCGAUUGACUUGGUCAUGAACAACGGAUUCGCUAUCACCGCCAUUCUGGGGGUGAUCUUGAACCUCAUCAUUCCGGAAGAGGCGGAUGAGGGGGCGGCUGUUGUCGAGGCUCGAGCCGAACCUCGGGCUGUCGAACAGCCGGACGAGCCUGAGAAUGCUCAGUACACGAAGGGGGAGCAUCCGUCUGGAGUUUCAGCUGUAUGA